Exserohilum turcica Et28A is the source of this 3468-nucleotide messenger RNA. RefSeq lists its product as uncharacterized. Gene Ontology annotation, biological process: DNA-templated transcription initiation. The record is from RefSeq and is a predicted model, not a curated record. The transcript is spliced from 4 exons. Gene Ontology annotation, cellular component: transcription factor TFIID complex; cytoplasm. NCBI's taxonomy places the organism in Eukaryota, Fungi, Ascomycota, Dothideomycetes, Pleosporales, Pleosporaceae. Bases 1 to 3468 code for a protein of 1155 amino acids. Gene Ontology annotation, molecular function: protein heterodimerization activity; sphingomyelin phosphodiesterase activity.
AUGACUUCUCAAGCUAUCCAGCCACCUUCCAAGAUUCGACUUCUUUCCCUCAACUGCUGGGGCCUCAAGUUCAUCUCCAAGCUGCGCAACGAGCGCCUCACAGAAAUCGGUGUUCAGAUCGCCGCCGCAAGUCAGCAACCAGAUAUCGUCGGCUUGCAAGAGUGCUGGACGCAGCAAGACUACCAUGCGAUUCGUGAAAAAACAAAACACAUACUGCCUUAUGGCAAGUUCUACCACAGCGGAAUCUUUGGCGGCGGGCUGGUCAUAUUAUCUCGAUGGCCCAUCAUCGAGAGUAACAUGGUGCGGUAUCCGCUCAACGGACGGCCUGCUGCCUUCUACCGAGGAGACUGGUUCGUAGGCAAAGGCGUGGCUUGCGCAAGGAUACAAAUGGGCCCUUCGCAAAGAGAUGUUGCAGAGGUCUUCUGUACACAUCUCCACGCCCCCUACGAACGCGAACCCCACGACUCCUACCUCUGCCACCGAACAGCCCAAGCAUGGGAAAUCACGAAACUCAUGCGUGCAGCCGCCGAACGCGGACACCUUGUCAUCGGCAUGGGUGACUUCAACAUGAUUCCCCUAUCCCUCGCACACCGCAUUAUAGAGACACACUCGCCGGUCCGUGACGUAUGGCGCAUACUACAUCCCGAGUCUUCGAUCGGUGCAGCAAGAGACGAGGUCGAAAAGCUCCGAGGCGUCCCAAUCCCGUCUGCUGAGUUCAACAUGACUAUCAACGGGGCGACGUGUGACAGCGAGUUAAACUCCUGGCGGUGGAACAAGGGGCAGCAGAGGCGUCUUGCUAAGGGCGAAAAUGUGCAGAUUGAUCCUGCUGUUCCAGACCCCAAUGCGAAGCGGCUCGACUACAUCUUCUUCAGCAGCGGAAGGACUCAUAACCCAGAGACAAACGAGGAGAUGGCCGAGUGGGAGCUGAAAGAAGCCAAUGUGGGCAUGGAAAUGCGCCAUCCUACACUCCACUGCUCUCUCAGUGACCACUUCUCUGUGGAGGCAACACUGACGAGGACUUCGACUGCGCCGUCAGCUGUCCCGCUGUCGCCUUGGGCUCUGCCGGAACGCUAUUUGCCCAUCGAAACGUACGAUGAGAUCCUGGCAACGACAGUCAAGUACCAGGAUCGGGAGCGGGUGCAGCGCAAGCUGCGCAUAGGCCACUUCUUCUACCAAUUAUCCCUUUCGAUUGGGUGUUUGAUUGGUGUAUGGUGGUCACCAAGGAACUUUGUCGCGUUCAUAUUGAUGUUUUUGAGCACACUGGGGCUCAGUGUGGGCGUCAUUGACGGUCUGAUGGGGCUGCUGUUUGUUGGUAGCGAGCUCAGGGCACUCAAGGAGUUCGAGUGGGAGGUCAGAAAUGCUCGGGAGCGGGCGUUGGCGAAGGCAGAGGCGGGAAAGACAACAGUGGAGGAUAAUCGGUCGUCAGACGCGUCAGAAUACCUCGAAAACCUCGAUCGCGCGGUUCGGGAGUCCGCAGCCCUCACCAUGACCGACCAGCCACAGCAGCCCAGCGGCCAGCAGCAGCCACAACAGCAACAGCUACUGCGCCCCGAUGAUAUCCUCAAGCUACAGUGUCUUCCCGAAGAUGAGAAGCAAAAGUAUCGCUUAAUCAUGCAGAACUUCUGGACCAUUUGCAACCAGCACCCGGUAGGCAGUCAAGAAAACACCAAUGCCCGCCAAAAGCUCGCAGAGUCGUCGCAGAAGUUCAUUACGCGCGAACGUCAACACCGAGCCAAAUUGAAGGCCCAGCAACAACAGCAGCAACAGGGAAACCAGGGACAAGCAGGCCAAUCUAGUGCGGCUGGGCAAAACUCCAACACCGUCAAGCAGGAAGGUGGCCAGGCUCCCAACCGGGGGGCCGAAGGCGCCGCGGGAGCAUCGGGCCAACAGUCGCAGGGGCAACAAUCAUCUAACCAAGGCCAAAAUCAAGGUCGCGGCCAAGUGGAUCCUGCUAUAGUAAAGCACGUCCAAGAUUUCCCCAUGCAGGGGCCGUUGAAUGGGCCUUCGCCGGGCACGCCCGAGUAUGAGGUCAAGCUGAAAGAAUACCGGACUGGCUAUUUGAACAUGUUGGCGAAACAGGCGUCCCUCAACGAGAACAGAAAGAAGCUUAUGCAACAGCUGAGCGAGCGACAGAAUAACGGACAAGAGUUGCCACAGGAUUUACUGGUGUUGAAGGCCAAGAUUGAAAAGGAGCACGCAAACAUGAGGGCCCAGAUUGACAAGUUUCGAGCUCUGCAAAAACAGUGGAAGGGAGAGCGCGAGCAGAAUCCGCAGGGCCAGGCCCAGGCGCAAAACCAAGCACAAUCACCGCCACCCCAGCAGCAGCAGCAGUCACAACAACAACCACAAUCUCAGAAUCAACCGCAGCCGCCUCAACGACAGCCGUCGCAGCCUAACGCGCCUGCUCAACCCCAGAUAAAAGAAGAGCCUCAAAUCAAGAUUGAAGGCGGCCAGCAAGCGCAGCCGCAACCACAACCACAACAACAGCCAGCUCAACCUCAGCAACAACCACAGUUCAACGUACAGGCAAAUCAGGCAAACCAGGCAAACCAGCAGCAGCAGCCACAACAGCCCCAGCAGCAGCACAACCCGCAGAUGCCUCCUUCACUUCCGCAACAGCAGCCGCAACAACAACAGGCUCGACCACCGCCGGGUCCUCAUUCUCAGUCGAUGCCACCAAACCAGAUGCCUCAGUUCGCGCAAGGACAACAGCAACAAAACUUCCACCCACAGCAACAGCGACCCCAGAUCAACCCCAUGCAAGCCAAUGCGCACCAAAGCAACUCACCACAUCCGCAAUCUGCAACAACAGCUGGCCCGCCAGUUCCACUCUCUCAUCAAGCGGCUGUCAGCGCUGCGAACCGGUCUUAUACCGACCCUCAGCGCACAAACACUCCCAUGCAACCAGGCGGACAGGGCGGCAACUUUGGCAGUCGCGAACGGGAGCAGCUCAACAAUCCCAAGAUGCCAAUUCCACGCCACUUGAAUGUGACAUCACCGCAGGCCGUACACAUGGGCCAAUCCCGACCAACAAUGAGUGGUCCCACAAAUGGCGCGCCAGGACCUAUGGGCCAACCCGUCAUCCCACGACCACCACCAUUCCAGCUUGAGGGCGAUGGCGACCGUGUACUCAGCAAGCGCAAGCUAGACGAGCUCGUCCGCCAAGUCACGGGCGGCUCGGAAGAAGCCCUCACACCCGAAGUCGAAGAGGCUGUUCUCCAGCUCGCCGACGACUUUGUCGACAACGUCAUCAGCAACGCAUGCAAACUCUCCAAGCUCCGCGACUCCCCCCAACUAGACAUCCGCGACAUCCAAGUCAUCCUCGAGCGCAACUACAACAUCCGUAUCCCCGGCUACGCCUCCGACGAGGUCCGCACUGUCCGCAAAAUCGUGCCUGCGCAGGGCUGGGCUUCCAAGAUGAAUGCUGUUAAUGCUGCUAAAGUUAUGGGUGGUAAGACGGACUUUUGA